Messenger RNA from Diabrotica balteata, 588 nucleotides. The record is from the annotation of a GenBank genome assembly. Lineage: Eukaryota; Metazoa; Arthropoda; Insecta; Coleoptera; Chrysomelidae.
AUGGAUGCAAAUAUUGUGCCACGGAGAGGAAAACUUAUAACCAAUAUGGUUUCAAUACCGAAAAUUAAUGAUUCUGAGCAUAGCACGAAUGAGAACAAAAUAUUGACUGAAUUAGAAGAUUUAAAAAUUAUUCUGUGUUCGAAUAAUUUGGCUAAUCAGAACAUUGGCUUCACAGAAAACAAUGAAAAUCAUGACGACACAAAAAGCACAUGUACACAUCCAACAUCUUCUAAAGAAAGUUUGACUGUGGAAACCAUUGAAUGUGCAGAGGAUUUUGUGUAUGCAAACGACAAUGAAAAAGAAAAUUAUCUUAAAUGCAUGGCAACACCUGAACAAUUUGUAUAUACUGUUAACCCUGAUAAUCCUACUAAGAUUCACAAUAACCGAAAGGAAGCAGUGAACUGUUACGUUUCACUCUGUCAUUCUAAUGAGAGUGAUGCUGAUAAAAGCGACAAUGAUCGUACCUACAAAGUCGAGAAGAGGAGUCAAGGCAAUUUAUCUUCUAGUUCUCCGCAUUCGCCAACCAAAAAAUGCCAAGGAAAAGAAUACGAACGACGAAUAAUAGGUCCUACAGGUCACAAACAUUAA